UUCUCAGAGGCGCGGCAAUAUCAAGACUCAACCAAACGAUACCAUGAUCAGCCCGUAGAAGCUAGCACAUCAUCUAUGCGCAGUCCUUCGCAACGCGUGGUAAUACCUCCAAAAUGUACCUCGGUACCACUCGGGUGAUGCCCCUGCUCCCGGCCCCCGUGCGAUGCCGACGGGGAUCACCUCCGUCCCACCCCCCCUCCGGGCGCAACGCCCGCACAAACACAACCACAACCGCACAUCCCGAACCCGAAGAUGCCAACCUUUCGUAACGUGAGUUUUCCCGCCAAAAAGAACAACAAAAAAAAAGGGGAAAAGACCAAGGGGGGGGAAACCCUAUGCUUGGCCAGUCCUGUCGCACCGCACCAUCAGCCACCCCGCGCAGCACGAAAACAACUCUAGCUCGCGCGGUUGAAGAGGGGGAAGAAAUCAUAAAAAUUAAAAUUAAAAUGAGGGAUAGGAUAUUAGAAUCCCAGCACCUCGGCCUCGGCUUGGCGGCCGCGGCGGCAGCGGCAGCGGCGGCAACGGCCUACCUCCUCCUCACCUCCCCCCAUACAGCCUCUCCCGUGUCACUAUUCGCCGCCGCCGCCGCCCCGCGCCCGGCCAACGACCGCCUCAAGACGGCACCGUCGCCGAAAUGGACCGUCCUGCCCGCUCUCUCGACGCUCGCCCGCGACGAGCUGCCGUACCCGCCCGACGCGCUGCCGGGGGCCCGGGACGUCGCCACGGCCUACGGGAACCUGCGCGUCUACGAGUUCGGGCCCGAGGACGCCGGGGAGAGGGUCCUGCUGCUGCACGGCAUCGGCACGCCGUGCCUCGCGCUGGGAGGCGUCGCCAAGGAGUUUGUCGAGAGGGGGUGGAGGGUCAUGACUUUUGACUUCUUCGGCCGCGGCUACUCGGACGCGCCCCUCGACAUCCCCCACGACGCCCGCCUCUACACAACCCAGGUUCUCUUCGCCUUGGCCUCCUCUGCCCUGCCGGGCUGGACCGGCAACGACGCCUUCCACCUGCUGGGCUACUCCCUCGGCGGUGCCAUCGCCGCCGCCUUCGCCUCGUCGCACCCGCACCUCGUCAAGUCCCUCACCCUCAUCGCCCCCGGCGGGCUCGUCCGCUCCGCCGCCCACGUCGGGUGGCGGAGCCGCCUGCUGUACAACGCCGCCUGGAUUCCCGAGCCCGUGCGACGGUGGCUCGUCGCGCGGAGAAUUACGCCCGCCGACCCCGGGGCCGGGGGGGACGUCCCCGAAAAGGAGACCGUCGAUGACGACGACGACGACGACAUGACGGCGGAGUGGGACGACCUGAGGCUCGUGGGCGGGAGACGCAUCGGCGAGGUCGUGCGGUGGCAGGCGCAGACGCACCCGGGGUACGUGAGGAGCUACAUGAGCACGAUCCAGCACGCGCCCCUCUACGAUCGCGGGGGCGAGGAGUGGAGGGACCUCGCGGAGGCGCUCCAAGCGCGGAGGAGCGGCGCGGAGCCCGGGCUGAGGAAGGGGCGGGUGCUGUUCGUUCUCGGGGACAGUGACGAUAUCGUGGUGCCGGGCGAGACGGUGUGGGAUGCCGAGGCGGUGCUCGGGGAGGACGCCGUCGAGGUCGUGGUCCUCAAGGGCGGGCAUGAGAUCGCCAUCACCAAGGGGCGGGACAUUGUCGGGGCCGUUGUCUCUGCAUGGCAGAGAUAGGGGUUGGAUAGGGGUUGGCGUACCUAGGUGUUGUAGAAAAACCUGCCAAUCAAGGCGGAGACGUUGAUGGUCACGAAUCCAGAGCUUGCAGUGCCCUUCCGUGCCCUUGGGGUCUUGUAGGCGUCCUUCAUGCGCUGCUUGGUCCAUUGUACGAUGGACUUCACCCGGUAGGUACUCCGUGGUCCGAAGUUACCCCCCGUCGUCCGAACUCCCCUGCUCCGACUGCUUUCCCUAAGCCGUUCUUCUUACUCGCAAGUUCUCAGGCCUGUAAGCAGAGUAUCAUGUAAGCGUCGCUCUUUUCAGGCUACGUUAAUCCCCUUAAUUAGGACAUACCUUAACUAGGCAUUUAGGCGGAUAACAAAACAAGCUGUGUAUACACACACACAUACUCUCUCUCUCUCUAUCUCUCUCUCUUUCUUAGGCUACCCCCCUUAGCCUACUAGUAAAGUAGAUAUAAUGUCGCCCUAUCUAGGGUAGGUACCUACCUAGGUAAACCUAGAUAAUUUUAGAUACUGCUUAGAAAUCUUAGUAGUUUUUUUUGCC
Molecule: messenger RNA, 2216 nt
Organism: Colletotrichum destructivum
Lineage: Eukaryota; Fungi; Ascomycota; Sordariomycetes; Glomerellales; Glomerellaceae
Product: Putative alpha/beta hydrolase-1
Exons: 2
Coding region: 336-1673 (445 amino acids)
Source: RefSeq, a predicted model, not a curated record